GCCAUGGCUAGAACUAAGCAAACUGCUCGUAAAUCUACCGGUGGCAAGGCUCCCAGGAAGCAGCUCGCCACCAAGGCUGCUCGUAAGAGCGCUCCUGCGACAGGUGGCGUGAAGAAGCCUCACCGAUACAGGCCCGGAACAGUAGCUCUGAGGGAAAUCCGCCGUUACCAGAAAUCCACUGAGCUGCUGAUUCGCAAACUGCCCUUCCAGCGCCUGGUGAGGGAAAUCGCCCAGGACUUCAAGACCGACCUGCGCUUCCAGAGCUCAGCCGUCAUGGCUCUGCAGGAGGCCAGCGAGUCAUAUCUGGUCUGUCUGUUUGAGGACACCAACCUGUGCGCCAUCCACGCCAAGAGGGUGACGAUUAUGCCCAAGGACAUCCAGCUGGCUCGCCGCAUCCGAGGAGAGCGUGCCUAA
Molecule: messenger RNA, 414 nt
Organism: Megalops cyprinoides (Indo-Pacific tarpon)
Lineage: Eukaryota; Metazoa; Chordata; Actinopteri; Elopiformes; Megalopidae
Product: histone H3-like
Exons: 1
Coding region: 4-414 (136 amino acids)
Cellular component (GO): nucleosome
Molecular function (GO): DNA binding; structural constituent of chromatin; protein heterodimerization activity
Source: RefSeq, a predicted model, not a curated record